AUGGCCACUGCCUUUUUUGCCGACAAUCGAUCUAAAAGUGAACAUAUAUCAGAAGAAGAAGAAGAAGAUGGUACAGAUUUAGAUGAUAAAAAAUUAGUUGAAAAUUAUCAUUAUUUACUUAAUCAUAAAUUUUUCUGCAUAUCGAAUGAAACAUCAGCAUCUUCAAACAAUCCAUUUACAAAUGAAAAAUCGUCAAAAUUUUCUGAAACAACAAAUACUCAAACAAAAUCAUAUACCGAUCAAAUUUUAAUUAAAGAUAUUCAAGAAAUUCAUUCGAUUGUUCAAGAAACAAAACAGAUUACUAAUAAUUCUAAAGGUAAUAAUCGACGUAAAUUAGCAAAAACGGAUUCAGUUCAUAGUGGUCGCAGUUCGUCUUGUGAUUUAAAACAUUCUCAAGAUGAGAUAUCUAAUUCUUCAACGUCAGAUGAGAUUGAUUUUACAACAAUUAAAAAUAAUAAUUUAACAAAACAUAAAUUUCGACAUCUAUGUUCACGAUUAAAAUCUCGUUUACAUUUUCGUAAUUCUCUAAACGAAGAUGGUUAUAAAACAUUUACAACUCAGUGGGAUUUUGAUUGGCCAAAUUUCGAACAACUGUAUGAAAAUGUCGCUCCGUGUCUUAUCAAUUCACUGCCGGGUCUUGAUGAUUUUAUGUUAGAACAAAAACGACAACUGGAAAAUCAACAAUCAGCAGCUUCAUCCGAUACCGAAGAUAUAGAAUCAAACGCUUUUCUAGAUUGCAAACGAGGAGCAAAAUUUAGACGAAAUGCUAUUUGUAGGAGAUUAGAUAAAACACAAUAUAAUGAACAAUUAGUAAAAUUCAUUCAACAAUUAAUGAUCGAAAAACUCAUAAGAACCUGGACCUAA
Messenger RNA from Didymodactylos carnosus, 864 nucleotides. The record is from the annotation of a GenBank genome assembly. NCBI's taxonomy places the organism in Eukaryota, Metazoa, Rotifera, Eurotatoria, Philodinida, Philodinidae.